AUGUCGAAAACAGUGCAUAUAGGCUCGAAAAGCCAGUUUGACAGUCUACUUCGAUCCUCCAAGAUAGUAGUGACAGACUUCUACGCAGACUGCUAUCUCGACCAAAUAAGAUCACAUUUGCUAAGGUCGACACUGAACAACAACGGGAAGUUGCACAACGAUACGGAGUUACGGCGCUCCCUACUUUUAUUAUAUUCAAGAACACCGGAAAUCGUCGAAAGCAUAAAAGGAGCCGACCCACGAAAGCUCCAGGCGGUAGUCAAGAAGCUUUCAGCAGAAGCAGAUUCAGAUGGUGCGAAUGGAUUCGGGGAGGCAAGUAGCAGUGGUUCAGCAUCCUGGAUGGCUGCGAGUCUGCCCAAGGGCUACAGCGACGUGACGGAUCAAGUGGAUGUUCGGGGUCUCGACCUACUGAACUCGGCCAGCGAAUGUGGCACCGCGAGAACGCUUUUCGACAACAGCAAGCCGUCCGCGCUGGACAGUGGGAAGGGCAAAGGCAAGGGGCCUUCGAACGAGGAAGAGGAUAAGAAGGACUGGGUGGAGAGUGAUACGGAUGAGCAGCUCAUGCUCUACGUCCCAUUCAUGUCGACACUGAAGGUUCAUACGCUACACAUCACUUCCUUACCAGGAAAAGAUGAUGAUGAGCCUCCAAUGCGGCCGAAGACCAUCCAGCUUUAUUCGAAUCGCGCGCACGUACUAGGUUUUGAUGAGGCAGAAGACUUGCCAGCUACGCAGGCUAUUACGUUAAGCCCUCGAGAUUGGGACGAAAAGACUGGGACCGCCAAGGUUGAGCUACGCUUCGUCAAGUUUCAAAAUAUCACUUCGUUAGUGGUGUUCAUUGUUGAUGGGGAAGGGAGUGGGGACAAAGUGAGGAUCGAUAGGAUGAGGAUUGUGGGCGAGACAGGAGAGAAGAGAGAUCUGGGGAAGCUUGAGAAAGUUGGAGAACAUGACUGA
This is a messenger RNA of Letharia columbiana, 951 nucleotides long. RefSeq lists its product as uncharacterized. The record is from RefSeq and is a predicted model, not a curated record. Lineage: Eukaryota; Fungi; Ascomycota; Lecanoromycetes; Lecanorales; Parmeliaceae. The coding region runs from base 1 to 951 and encodes 316 amino acids. The transcript is spliced from 4 exons.